AUGUUUAGUGAUUCCGCAUUACGAAUACUAGCAUCAAGUGAAUUCCAAAGUUCAGUUGCUGAAGCUUGCAGCAGUGAUGCAGACUGUCCCUGGGGAAACAACUUUACUUGUAACAGUGCAAGAGAAUGCGAGUGUCCAUCUAGUUAUGUCCUAGUUAACAAUGCCCGUUGUUUUUACAAUUGUGGAGAUCCGCCAGUUUUUGAAGUAAAUGGAAUAAAUUUAACCUAUAAAUUUGAUGACGGUUGGCAAGGAGAUCUUGUAUAUUAUAGUUGUCCUGACGGAUAUACUAUGUCAGGGCCUGAUGUAGGGUUGUGUCAAAAAGGAGGCUGGACAUAUCUCUUACCUGUUUGUACACGAGACUGUGGGAAUUUACCAGCUAUAACUAAUGGCAACUUGAACCUUGAUGAUUCUGCAAGCAUCACUGUCGGUAGCAUAGCAACAGUGUCUUGUACUGAUGGAUACACGGAAAAUACCGCCAGUAUUACAUGCUUAGAUGCAGGACAAUGGGAAGUUGCUAACUGUACUUUGAGAGAUUGUGGAGGAUUGGGUUCCCUUGGAAAUGGUGAGAUUGACAACUCUGCUGGCACUAAGUACAAAGCAACAGCAACUUUCAGAUGUAAUAUUGGAUACAAUAUUAAUGGUGCCAAUACAAUCACGUGUUUAUAUAAUGGUUCUUGGAGCUCAUCAGCACCAACUUGCUCUAUUAAAGAUUGUGGUAUUCUCAGUAAUCCAUCAAACGGUAAUGUCUCAACUCCCAAAGGAACGACUUUUGACAAAGAAGCAGUUUACGGUUGUGACGAAGGAUAUAUUUUAAAUGGCAGAGAAACUCGUCUUUGUUUAUCAACAGGAUCAUGGUCUUCCACUGCCCCGACAUGCAUGAAAGAAGUACAAACACCUAAAACUUGUAAGGAGAAUGUAGACAGUAGAGGACUUACUUGGCCAGAAACAAUAUCUGGAAAUACUAGGGAUAAACGUUGCCGAAACGGAUUUUCAGGUUCAAUAUCUAGGACAUGUGGUGCCGGAGGAGUGUGGAACUUGCCACAAUAUGAUUGCGUUCGUGAAUCGAUAAUAAAAGUUAAUGAAACGGUAUCAACGCUGAGUAAAAAUGCAACCGGGGAUGAAGUUGAUACUGUCUUGGUGGACAUUUUAAAAGUGACAGCAGUAAAUGAAACAACUGAUAACAACAAUACUUUAACUGAUGGAGAAUUAAGUGUUCUAUCUUCAUCGCUGGAGACAGUAGCGAAUGUGUUGGCAACAUCUUCUGGAAUCAUAAAUGAAAACAUUACUGAUGAACUCCUAGAAAUUGCGAGUAAUCUUGUUGAUGAAUCCAAUCAGGAGAGUUGGAAGUCUCUUUCUCAGUCGGAGAACAAUGACGAAUCAACAAGAAUGCUAAAGGCCAUUGAUUCCUUAGCUGAGGUUUUGAGUAAUUCGAUUGAGGAUGGCCCCGAAGAUAAUGGAACCCUAAUCGUAAAGAAAAAUAUUGCAAUUGGUGUACAUAAGGUUUCGAAGGUUUCGAACAUCGGUGUAUUAUUUCCGGAUCCAGACAAAACUGUAUCAGUCAAAGAUGAUGCAAACGCCAACUGGUUUAAACAGUCCAGGAGCAGCUUACGUUUAGAAGCAGCCGCUUUGAAAAAUAAAUCAGUGCAAUACGCUACAACAGCCGUCAUGUAUAGAGAUUUGUCCAAAAUCUUGCCAAACAAUCGAAACAAUACAAAUGACUAUACGGACGGUACAGAUAACAUUAUAAAUGCACCCAUUCUUUCGUUGACAAUUUCACCACCAGUGUCGAAUAAAUUGAAUCCACCACUCAACUUAAAGUUUACGCAUAACAUGAAUAACUUCUCCAAUCCAUUGUGCUCGUAUUGGGCAUUUCCGAACGGUAACAUUGGACAAGGCGUUUGGUCUUCAGAGGGGUGUGUUGUAAAAACUACACACACUAACUACACAAUUUGCGAGUGUGACCAUCUGACCAACUUUGCUGUUUUGAUGAGCCCUUUUGUUGAGGCAGAUGCAGCAUCCAAAGCACUCAGAAUAAUUUCUAUGACUGGCAUCGGGAUCUCAAUAGCUUGUUUAGCAGUUACCCUUAUCGUUCACAUAUUGUUUUGGAAGUACUUACGGAAUGAUCGCACCACUGCCUUGAUGAAUUUGUGUGUAGCCCUUUUACUUUCCUACAUUAUGUUUUUGGCGGGAGUCGACAGAACCGAAAGUAUUGUCGCAUGUUCUGUUAUUGCUGCUGUGUUACAGUAUAUGUAUUUGGUUGUGUUCUGCAUUAUGCUGGUGGAAGGCAUUGAUAUAGCAAUCAUUGUACUGUAUGUGUUCAAAACAAAGCCAAGAAUUAAAAUCAUGCUAAUAUUUGCUUGGGUGAUACCUGCCAUUAUUGUUGGCAUUUCUCUCGGUGCUAUACAAGCUGAAGGCUACGGCAACGACAAUUUUUGCUGGCUCUCUGUUGACAAUGGCUUGAUUUGGUCCUUCGUUGGGCCUGCAUUAUUUAUAAUUACUUUCAAUGGAAUAUGCUUAUUAAUUGUGAUUCGCAAAAUAUUCAAAACUAAAGCAAUGGAGACGAAGACAGCUUUGGAAAAAAUAAAAACAAGCUUCCGGUCAUUGUGUGUGCUAGUUCCUGUUUUGGGAGUGUCUUGGAUUCUAGGAAUAUUCUACAUGAAUGAUAGCUUUUACUUCAUUCAGUAUAUUUUUGCAAUUCUAAAUGGACUUCAGGGAUUUUUUAUAUUUUUAUUUCAUUGCCUCCUGAAUAAACAGGUAAAGAAAGCUAUUCAGCUUAGAAAUAGAAGGAGAUCUUCGGCUAAAGAAACAUUAAAAACCACGUGAUAAUAAAUACUUAAUACCCUUCGCCGGAUGUGAAGUUUGCAACGCCGCUGGGAUAUUCUUGGAUUGUAGACGAGCAGCUUCUUUUUAUGUUGAAUCACGUGACAAAUGAACUAGUAAUAUUUCAAAAUCAGGUUCAAACGACUUACAGUUAUCAAGUGGUCUUCAGCAAAACUUUGAUAAUAAAGACACGAUUCCAUGUGCACCAUUGUAAAAUGAAAGUCGUUUAGUGUUAUAACAUGUGCACCUCUUCUACUGUUGCUUGAUCUUCCAUAUGAACAGAAAUGUUCGAGUUAGCCAGUUCAAGGCAUUACUAAUACCCUUGUUGUUUAGUGCGGUUUUUAAUCUAUAUUAUUUGAUAUGUGCAGAGAUUAAUUUGUUUUUACAAUUGUUUUCCAAAGCAAAAGUUUCGUGUUCAUGCAAAAAAUUAAAAAAGCGGCCCAUUAUCAAAUAAACUCAAAUCAUUCUGUGACAAUUAACCAAAGGAAAGUUCUGCUCAUUGCCAAGGCAUAGACAUCGAAGUGUCUGGUUAAAGGUUUGGUGGGAUUAUAUACAAUAUCAUUUAUUUUACGCUUUGCAAGGUGUAAACGAUUCAUAUAUAAUAUCAAACUAUAUAAAGUUUUACACAUACAGAUCAAAAUCAUCAGUUCUUCCAUUUCAACGCAGAGCGGGAAUGGGAUUAUAGAAAUGGCCUCCGAAUGUCAGUCCAUCCGUUUGUCUGUCCGCACUGACAGGACAGUAAUUAUGUGGCUAUAGGGACAAUAGGUAACUUUUUUUUCUCUUUGAUGUCAUUCAUGCGGUAUACUUUUAUGUGGCUAUUUUCUUUUGUGUGGCUUAAAAGAACAAUAGAGAGAACAAUAGAGUAGCCACAUUAUUACUCUCCUGUUAGAACAGACGUUCAUCUGUCCAUAGCACUUUCAUGUCCGCUCCAUAACUUUUAAACCACAGAAUUUUUGUAAAUAACUUGGCACAAGUGAUCACCAUUAUGAACCGAUGUGCAAAGCCCGAUAAUUUGGUUGCUACCCCCAAGGUUAAGGUCACGCUUGAAUUUCAAGUGUUAAAAUUGUUUCAUGCCCGUUCCAUUACUUUUAAACCGCUCAUUAUUUUAAAUAACUUUUGCAAAUGAACAAAAUUAUUAGCCGAUGUGCAGAAAGCAAUAUUUGGGUUGCUACCCCCAAAAUCACACUUAAAAGUCAAUAGUGAAAAAGACUACAUUCCAUGUCCGCUCCAUAACUAUUAAACUGCUGGUAACUUUUUGAAAUUACUCGGUACAAGUGAUCACCAUUAUGAGACGAUCUGCACAGCGCAAUUAUUGAGAUUCUCCCCAUAGGUCAAAUCUAAAUGUUCUCCAUAACGUUUUGACUGUAUGGAAUAUUUGGAAUAGCUUGGCACAAAUUAUAACUAUCAAGGUCAUGGUUUGGUUAAGGUCAAAAAAUAAACAUUCAUGUUCUCUGCGGAAGCGGAUUUAGCGGUCCUUCAGACUGCCUUGUCUCACCUUAUUAAUUUUGCGAUAUAUAAGAAAUAAAUAUUUUUUUGAACAUUAUAGCAUAAAAUCGGCUAUUUUCCCUCUUUUGCCCAUGUUAUAACGGGACCCAAACCAUGUGUUACAUAGUCACGCGCUCUUGUUAUAGCCCGGUUUUACCUAUGCGCCCAUUAAACAAACAAAAAAUGAGGAUUUGGCCUGCUUUCCAGAGUCAUGCCCUCUUGUUAUAUUGAAAUUAUUGAUUCGAGGGCCUCGCAAAGCGGCGAGUAGCAUUCAAGUAACUAUGCCGGAAACACGGCGUAUAGACAUCGCCGCUAAUCUUGGUUGUCGCCCUAUCUAAGAAACGGACAGUUGUCAAUGUAAACAAAUAUCUGUCAUUCAGUUUAACCCUCCGAUUUACUUAAAAAACAAGAAAACACAAAAUGAAUAUGAGAAAAUGUUGUUUUAUUUAUGUUAACAUUGACAAAUGCUCUUUAUAUUUCUUUGAGAGAAUAAUGUUUAGUGUCUGAUUUUUUAUAAACUUGUGUGCUCGAAAAAAAAAAGAUUCUGAUGUCACUGAUCGGUUUUCUUGCGUCAAACUGAAAUCAUUCUAGGAAUUUCUGGAGUCAUGUUCUGCCUUGGGUAGAGUAAUUUAAUGUUGUUGUUUUUUUAAAGUUUAUAAAUCUCCGAUGUUAAGCUUUGUUUAAUCAAUUAAAAUUCGAUAUUUCGUUGGGUCCUGAGCAUUUGUAUUUCCAAAGUUGUUGCCCCCGGAAAAAUAAAACUCAUACGUAAAACAUGUAAAAUUGAUUAAAUACCGUCCAACACAAGGAUUUAAUGUAUGUGUUUUGUAUUUAAUAUACAUCAUGAAUCUGUUUUAAAAUUUUAUGCUAUAAUAGCGUCAACGCAAGUUUAUUUCGUGUUAUAAAGUCUGCAGAGUCCCUCGGAACUGUUGGAGCCCUCGCCCUACCGAGCUCGGGGACCAACGGUUCUUCGGGACUCUGCAAACGUUAUAACACGGAAAAACGUGCGUUAACUCUAUAUUAUAUCAAAUUUUCCUCAUACUAAAUAAGAAACGUAAGCGAUUUGAUUUGUAUAAUGAUUUCUGUUUUGUUUUGUGGCUGAGUACAUUUACGUGUGAUCCUAUUAGAACAAUCAUAGAAUGACGUCAUCACUAUUGUGUUGUUGCUCUCAUGUUUUACAUACUAGAUGUUUCCUGUAAGUAUUUGUUUCUCAUUUUAUAUGUUUGUUUAAAUGUUAUUAUUAUUUUCUGUUCAAUUAACAUUUAGCUGCUAAACGUUAAACAAUCUCAAUACUGUAACCCAACGAAUAUUCGCGACCAAUUAAUAUUCGCUUUAUUCGCGGAUGGCCACGAAGCGCGAAUAUUAGUUUGCGCGAAUAAGUCCGCACGAUUUUGCGAAUAAAUUGGAGAUAAAUUUUUAUUUUAGACGUUGUUCAUGCAAAGCUACUUGACCAGAUAUAUUCGAAUUUUACGGGCACCUGUUAGGAAGUAAUGAAUUGUUAUGAAUAUUGCCAUAAAGCAAUAAAAACAUAAACUAAGUAAACUACUACUAUUUUAAAAAUAUCAGAAUAACUCUAUGUCAAUAUAUAUGUAACGGACUGUGCUCUCAUUUAUGGAUCUCUCAAGAACUUUCGAAAAAAUUUAAUGUCGCACCGCACUUGCAUUUCCAUGUUCACACGCAUAUUUGGCAAUCUUUGCUCUCUGUUCACUAUCAUAAUGACCGUAACUUUCACGUUUACGCUUUACACCACUCUUUGGUGAUAAAAUUUCAAAUACAGCUUUGUUUACCGCUUUAAUCAUUUCUUUUCUUUUCUGGUGUGCUUUCCAGAUCAUGAUCAGGCAAAAACGAUACCGAAACAUCCUUGCAUUCGAAGGGUUUAUUUUUUUAUCAACCACCCUUUUAACGACAUGUUUAGAAAUGAAGACGAACGAUGCGUACAUGUACAUAUAUAGAGAAAAUAUUUUGCUGAAAUGUGAUCACAAUUCACUUACCAAUACAAUAUAAGUCUAGGGUAUUGUUAAUCCCAUUUAAGACACCAAUAAUGACCUCAAUUAUUGAAGAUUAAUAGUCGGCUAAUGGAUUUUGCGGCCCCAUCGGACUUUUCAAUCCGCGAAUAUUUUUUCGGAAAUCAAGAAAACGCGGAAAUUGAUAUUCGCGAAUAUGUCACAGACCUCGGCAAAACGCGAACAUUUGUAUUCGCGAAUAUAAAUUGGGUUACAGUAUACGCUUCUUUUUUGGUCUAAGUAACUAAUGACAAUUUACUACUUGCAAUUCUUAAUAUGAUAAUACUUUGUCCUUAUAUAUUUAUACUUUUUUUCAAUAAUUUACGUAUAAAUAAUUAUGUAUUAUACAAAAAGGAAUCAGAUAAAUAAUUUCUUUACUGUAUCUUUUUUAUUUUUUUUUAUUUUUAUUCAAUUUUAUUAUGUGGACUUCAUUAUUGUAAGAAACAAAUAUCUCACCUUUUUUAAAAUUUAAAUCCCGUUGACGUGGAUUAUUAUAAGUAAUUUUAGCGAACUUCAACCUUUAUGAUCAUACUAAAUCUACAAAGGUGUGACAACUGAUUCUGAUCACGUGACAGUAGUCAUCUGCUUGUAUAAUGUCUGUAUCUUUUUAAAGAGUUUGACAUUACAAGAAGGAAAACACAGAAUAAACAAAGUACGUCACAUUUUAUGAAGAAUUAUUUAUAGCAAAUGAAUUUAAAGAGUAUGAUGCUUAUGAUUCCAGCAAAUGUCUAAGAUA
This is a messenger RNA of Ruditapes philippinarum (Manila clam), 7041 nucleotides long. RefSeq names its product adhesion G protein-coupled receptor L4-like. Gene Ontology annotation, molecular function: G protein-coupled receptor activity. The record is from RefSeq and is a predicted model, not a curated record. Gene Ontology annotation, cellular component: membrane. The transcript is spliced from 26 exons. Gene Ontology annotation, biological process: negative regulation of angiogenesis; cell surface receptor signaling pathway; adenylate cyclase-activating G protein-coupled receptor signaling pathway. The coding region runs from base 1 to 2823 and encodes 940 amino acids. NCBI's taxonomy places the organism in Eukaryota, Metazoa, Mollusca, Bivalvia, Venerida, Veneridae.